AUGUACCAUGCGUCUACUGCGCCGCAAACUGGACCAUGUCUAGGCAGGGGAAGAGAAACCAUUGCAACAACGCCAUACAGCUACCUACUGCGGGUACUCUGGGCUAGUGCUGCAGCUGCAAUACUCGAUUCUGCCAUCCAAGUCCGCAAUGCUCCUGGUCACACCGUAGAGGAUACCUGGCGUGCUAUAAGGCGAGGUCUAGCUGUGGCCAGCCUGGAAGAACGCGAACCUUAUACAGCUGAUCUACCUUUGGCGAGGAGCUGGGAUGGCGCUACCCUACUAUCAGUCGAAGUGGAAGAAUCGUAUUCUGACGAAAAUCAAACCACCAACCUGGAGCUCAAGGCUGGCAUCACAGUCACAUGCAAGACGUGCUAUGUCAAAGGGAAUGCUAAGGCCGAACUUACUAUUGGAGACAACUUAAACGCCAGCGAACUCAUCGGUGGCGUAGUCGACGACGUUAAAAACGAAACCAUCGAAUUUGCCGACAAAUUCGUAGAUUACUUAUACAACUACACCGAUUCUGUCUACGAUAACCUGAAAGACGGUUUGGAUGCGAAAGACUUCACUUUCCCAACUUUUCCAUUCGCAUUCGACAUUGAUGUGCCCGAGAUCGAGGACGCAAACUUACGCUUUCAAUUCGACGGUAUGGAGCUCUACCUAGAGAUCGACACUGUUCUUACGGGUGGAGCUGCCUACGAGAUCAACCUGUACACUUCCAACACUCCAGUAGGGAUCUCAGUCGGCCCAUCAUUGACGCUCGGUGUGACACUUCAAGUUGAUCUUAUCUUGGAGGUUGACGGGCAGAUCGAUAUAAGCAGUGGAUUCCACGUUAAGCUUGAUGAUGGUGUCGCAAUGGACAUUACCAUGUUUGGCAACACUGUCUCAAACAUGAUCUUCAACGGCGGUCAAUUCGAGUUUCUACCUGUUACGCUAGUCAGUGCCAGCGUUUCUAUCGCUGCUAUUCUUCGAGUCGGAGUGCACUGCGGUGUCGAAGUUGGCCCACCGGAACUACCUGGAAUUGCUGACCUUUUUGCCGACUCUGUAGGUUUUGAGGUCAACGCGGGAGUAGAACUCGCUCUUUUCGCCAAUGUUGCGGAAUUUGUGACCAAUAUCAGCUACGUACCCGAAGACGAUGAAUGUAAGCUCAAGGUCGUUCAAGAAUACAACUUUGCGCUGGGUGCCUUGGCCGGCGCAUCUAUCGUGGUUGAUCUGCCGGUCCUGAGUGAUAACAUGACCUAUGGUCCAGUUGCAAGCGCAACCACAGCAAUCUUCACUACAACACUCGCUGAGGCAUGCGCUGUCGGAGCUACUAGCAAGCCGCCGCAGGUUACUCCCACCGUUGCUGAGAAACGACAGGAUCUUGUAACUCACACUACUUCGACUGUUACUACAGGUGUAGGUUGUAGGAACACGGCGACUGCUAUGUGUCCGAAUUCCGAGCAAAUCUCCACAAGGGCAACAAUUACAAGAACUCUCGUGGUUUCUUCAGGCGAGAGUGCUGUCUGGCCGGAAACUAUGCUCGAAAAAGUCAAGGCUACCAAAGAAUUUGGUCCCCAGGUCAGAUCGAUGAAGACCAUUACUGGUAGCCCAGUACCGUACGUUGCGCCACCUAGUGAGGAGAAUCACGGUCUUGAUGGAACUACUGGCGGUGUCAGCAACAAGGUCAUUAUCGGUAUCUGCGUCGGACUAGUUCUGCCCUUGCUGGCUGCCAUCAUUGGGGCUAUCAUCUUCUUUCGUAGGCGCAAGAGGUAUAAUGCAGUAGGAGGACCUGCAGCACCCAUGCUCGCCGAGCCGUACAUGGGCCAUAAUGACUAUACUGACCAGAUUCAUGAUUCGAAGUCGCCUAACGGGAAUGUUACCGAGAUUCAACGUUGA
This is a messenger RNA of Alternaria burnsii, 1875 nucleotides long. RefSeq lists its product as uncharacterized. NCBI's taxonomy places the organism in Eukaryota, Fungi, Ascomycota, Dothideomycetes, Pleosporales, Pleosporaceae. The transcript is spliced from 5 exons. The record is from RefSeq and is a predicted model, not a curated record. Bases 1 to 1875 code for a protein of 624 amino acids.